AGGUAUUUAAGAAAGAGAAGAAGAGGAUGAUGAUGACUCUGCUCCCCUAGUUUAGAACUGAAAGGGUUAGAUAGGAAGAGGCUCAGUCAGUAAAAGGCACCGGCGGACACUCGGUCAUCGUAGUUCAGGCCUGCUGGCGCGUCGACACCCGUGGAUUUUCUUUGUGGUGAGAGACGACUGCAGAAAAAAGGGGGUGCGCGAGCUGUGGCUGCCUGUCUGGCCGUGGUACUCGCGGUCAGGCACGCACCGGCCUCGCCAGAAGGAAAUAGGGGGAAUCUUGCAGCAGCCCGGCGCAUUGGCGGAGGAGGGGGUGAGCGCGCGCACGCAAUGUGUUUUUUAGGGUAAAGAAGCGACUACGAGCCCCAGACUGAGCAGUCCCCGUCAGACUGGUGCUGUAGGUGGGCUUUGAAUGUGAAAGAUUUAUGGCGCAGCCGCUCAAGAUUUAUGGCUUUCCCAAAACGGCCACGGAAGAGCGUGCUGUCUCUUUUACAUUAUGUUACCGAGACUUGUAGAUGGACAGGAAAGAGUUAUAUCUAAAUUUCGCCUAAUUGACUUGAAUUAAUUUUCAUUAGCUGUUUUAGUUCCCUUUUGAGUACGAAAGAUUCUUAGCAAAAAAGCGACACUGUCUUGUCCGGCUGCGCGUAAUUACGCACUUGCAGUUUUUCAAAAAAUCGUCCACUCUUUUCCAAGAAGGCGCUGUCUGGUCUUCCUUACACCCGUAAAAAGAGGCUGCAUCCAGGGGAAAUAGCCAACGUAGUACCGUCAGAAGAUCCAGGAGGACAGAGCCGCCGAGACAGAGCAGUUCUUCGGAGCUUUCUGGACGCCGUUUUCUUCCAUCAAAACAUCAGGACGUAACAGAGCCUCUUCCGGUCAGAUUGCAGGGGACCGUUGGAGAGACACCGUCACGUGACCCCCGGUACCAAAUGGUCUUCCGGCAGUGGCUCUCAGCAAGGACCGGAGCACAAGAAGACGCCGCCACUUCUCUCAGAAAUGCAGAAAACAACAUAUUACGACAACUCCUCAACGCUUUUUGGUGGCUACUCAUCCUACCAGGUGCAGGGGACGACUACAGCCGCCAAUGGCUUUGGGGGCUAUGAUGCCCCAGUCCCAGUGUCCCACCACCAGCCGGCCUUUCAGUCGGCAGCCCAUCUGGAUGUGGAUUCAUACCAGCGCUCUGCCUGUUCUUUACAAGCGCUGGGCAGUAACAGCAGCCACCAGCAGCAGCAGCAGCUAGCCAAAACCAAGGAGCUGAAUGGCAGCUGUAUGCGGCCCAGCCUGCCGCCCGAACACCAUCCCAGCUCCCAGGUGUCCCCUCCACUGCCCCCCAACUCCAGCAACAGUAAUACCGGGGCUCAACAGCCGGGGGGCAGUGCUGGGGCCUCCUCAGUCUCUAAAUCAGGCCCUAAUAAGUCGUCUAAUUCCUCCUCCUCUACAUCCUCCUCCACGUCGGCUUCCUCCUCACUGCCCCCCAACCCAACCCUGGCCAAGCAGAUCUUCCCCUGGAUGAAAGAGUGUCGGCAGACGACCAAGCAGAAAAACUGUUCACCCAGCAACAACUCUGGCAACGCAUCAGGGGGAGCUGACAGUGGGAGCAGUGGGGAGAAGAGUCCCACCAGCGGGUCGUCAGCAUCAUCAAAGCGAGCUCGUACAGCAUACACCAGUGCCCAGCUGGUCGAGCUGGAGAAGGAGUUCCACUUCAACCGGUACCUGUGCCGGCCACGGCGGGUGGAGAUGGCCAACUUACUCAACUUAUCAGAACGCCAGAUCAAGAUCUGGUUCCAGAACCGACGCAUGAAGUACAAGAAGGACCAGAAGUCCAAGGGUCUGAGCUCCAGCUCUGGAGGACCAUCACCAACCGGCUCGCCACCCCUGCCCAUGCAGUCCACCGCCAGCUUUCUCAACUCAAUGCAUCCCAUGGCGGGGGGAGGUGGGGGAGGUGGGGCUGGGUAUGACGCCCCAUCUCCACCGUCCUUUAGCAAGCACCAGGGAGUGUCUUACUCCAUGUCCACUGCCUACUCCAAUGUCCCCAUGAAGGGCUGCCCCCCCCAGCAGAAGUAUGGUGCUCCAGACCCGGACUACGGUGACCCUCAUCCCCACCAUGGAUUAGUACAGGCCAACAGCGCUGGAUAUGGGACACCCACCAACAUGCAGGCCAGUCCGGUGUAUGUGGGGGGUGGCAGCUAUGUGGAAUCCAUGCCUGGCUCGGGGCCUUCCAUGUACGGGCUAAACCACCUCGGUCCUACGCCACCCCACCACCAAACCAUGGACUAUAAUGGCGCAGGGCCAAUGUCGGCCACCAACCAGCACCAUGUGGGUGGAGGGGGCCCUGCAGGUCCCUGUGACCCCCCCACACACCCGACAUACACUGAGCUGUCGGCACACCACACCUCGACUCAGGGCAGAAUCCAGGAAGCACCCAAGCUCACUCACCUGUAGCAGGUUUGGAAUAAAAUGACAACGUAGGCAGUAGAAGAAGACGACAUACAAGAAAUAACAUGACACGACUCACUAACAGACUAACAUGUGGGGAGUCCACUGCUGCAACGAGAUGGUGGAAGAAACAGGAGGGACCAGCCCAGUGGUUUUUCCUGUGCUUUUGGAAGGGGGGGAGUCACUGUCCUGGUGUUAUACAAUCCCACCCAGUUCCCACUGCCAUUAUUAGAUCAGAUUACAACCACAACUCUCAUCAGCCCUGUCUCCAUAGAAGUGUCAUGUGAAUUUGAAAGAACCUCACAAAAAAGAAAAAGUUUCCAUAUUGAGGUUAAAAAAAUGAGGCUGCACAGUGUCAUAAGAUGCAGAGAUAAGCUACAUUAGUUGAAUGGACAGAGUAGAAGAAGGGCAUUCUGGCAAUAUUUUCCAUCUAAAAUAGCUUUUUUUCAGACAUGAUACAGGAGCAAUACAUUUAACCAUCAGUUCACACUACCAUUUGCUAUUUCUAGCCAUAUUUUCGCACUUUAUAGGAAUAUGCAAGAUAACGCCAAGGAAACAGUUGAUCACUUGUGAGUUAAAUGUUCACUAGAAUAAAACUUAUUUGAAAAAAGUCAUUGCAUCUUGUAGACCAGGGUUGUCAAAACUGGCCCGCCAAACGUUCCAAACCGGCCUGUGAGGAGAAUUUGUGAAAUGCAAAACCUAGGGUAUGAAAAUCAUUUUGGUUGAGGUUCCAUAUACGAGUUAAAAUACUGUCAUAAUAACCUCUCAAUAAUGAUAACUCCAAAUUUUCCUCUUGGUUUAAUGUUAAAAAAGUAACAUUACAUUGUAAAAAUGUUUAAAGUUACAAACUAUCAUCAACUAUCAACAUUUCAACUAAGUUUAAAUCUGUUACAAACAGAUUGAUAAUUUUUUUCCAGAUUUGCUGCCUCCAUCAACUUAUUCUAUCCUUUUCUUCAAAAUUGCAUAAAAAUACACUAAUGGGUGUUUAGCAGUUACCAGCUUUAAGUUACAACUUAAGUGACUUGAUCGUUUUCUGCUUUUGACCCUGGCAUGACGGGAAACAUUUGAGGAUUCUAAUAUAUGAGAGUUCUUUUGCAAUAAGCUGCCCAUUCAAAGCUUAAUGAUUAGUGAACAUUAUCAGUGAUCAACUUCAACCAUUUCAUAUUAAAUGUAUACUUAAGUCUGCAUAGAUUUGUUGGUGGCAGGGCAGUGAAGCAUACUGUAGGUGUAGGAGACAAGGUGCAGUCAAUUGUCCUCACACCCACUGAGGACAAUAAAUGUCAGGGAGCUUGUCUUGUGGCGCUGGUGCACAAACGUAUUGGCAGCUGCACGCCAUAACAAGACGUAUGGGGAGCACCACUGUUCAGUCAGUAUUAAGUCUACAACUAAUGAGUAUUUUCUCUCUUAUUUUCUUGAUUAGUUCUUUCAUCUAUAUAAGGUUGAUGGUUCCCUCAGCUCAAGGGACAAUAUCCUGUUUGGUCCAAAACCCAAAGAUAUUCCAUUUAAUAUCAAAGAGGGGGAAAGAAUGUUCAAUUUAAGAAGCUAGAGUAAGAGGAUUUAGACAGUUUUCUCCAAGAGCCCUUAUCAAAAUUAUUUCAAAAAGUAUAAGAACAAUCUUUGUAGAAUUAUCUUUUAAUGCUUCUUCCAAGUGUUUCUCAAGCAUUAUUGGACUUUUUCAAACUGAUUUUGUGUGGGUGAAGCAAAUGAAGGCCUGGUUCUGCUAACAAGUAGUAAAACAGCUUGUAAUGGCUCAGUCAGAGCUAGUGUGUGGUUUAAAAAUGUACUUUGAUAAUAAAAUCCCCCCCUUAAGACACAUGCAACACAUAUACAAACAGCUCUCCCGCCUGGUAAAUGAAAUAGUUGAGAUUUUAAUGGGCAGUUAACGAGGUGCUUAGAUUUAUGACGCCGAGCUCUUUCCCCCCUCCAGGCAACACAUGUUGUUGUCAGCUAAGCUGAGCUAUGUGGAGGGCUCUGCCACUCCAUCAGCCCGAGAGAGUGAGAGAGAGAGUACAGAAAUAUAUGGCUUGCGCUAGCAUCCUUGUGAUCACCCAACAGACCCCCACCACCCAAAGCACUUCAAAACCACUGGACCAGCCUCUUCCUGUGCUGCCUCUCUUCACCUUCUACCGUAUUGUACCUGUCUACAACAGACUGAAUCACUACUAAUACACCAUCCUCUUGUCUGUGGCACCGUCAUGGCUUCUGAGGGAGCCUUCAUUACCCACAGUCCCCCAACUCUUCUUCCCUCCCCAUACAUAUGCACUCACCCCCUUUCUCAUCACUUUUACAGGGUUUAAUAGCUCGAAAGGUUUAAGUAGCUCACAGUCAGCACACCAAUCUGUGCUAAAUUCUAUUAGCUAAUCACUCAUACACAGAGAUGCUAAGCUAAGCUAAGCUUCUUUUUCGUUGACACAAUUUUGCAGCCAGCUGUUGACAUCUUCAAACAAACACAUGAGAGGAUGUGAAAGAGAAAUUUUUAAUGUUCCUUUUUUAGCACAUCAUCGACACAGGGUAAAUAUAAGAGUGGAGAACACUAUUUAUUUAUGUUUGGGUAAGUCAUUACCCUCCUCUCUCUCUUUCCUCUCUAUUUCUCUCUCUCUCUUUAUCUAUCAGUUUGGAAGGGUGUACUCUUACAUUAGUGGACGGCAAUGCGUAAAAGUCCCCAUUUAUUUUUUUUGUUUUGUUUUUUUUGUUUUGCUUUUUUUUAACUAUUGUUCUCACAUAUCUUGACUUUUAACGUGGAUACAGGGUAUAUAUUUGAACAAAAAUGCAUGUCCCAGACUCAGAGCCACUGUGUAUCUCACAUUUUAAAACAGCUGGUUGGUUUGUUUGAACAGUGUGUGAGAACAGUCGGAGAGAACACACACAAACACACAAAAAGGACCCUCAGACUUUUUGACUCAAUGUUCACAACUGAAGCUGUGUGUGUGUAUGUGUAUGUGUGACCCCGACUGCACUCACUCAUGUUCUGGAAAUAAACCUGUCCGACGGUUUUUUAAACUGCAGACUUACACAAUAGGCUCGUCACCUCUGGGCAUCAUUGUUGCACUUAGAGUUUACAUUUUGAUGGUUAAAGGUAAAAAAUAAUAAUAAAAUCUUAUUUUGAAGACGGAAGGCCCUCCAAUCAAAGCGUCUUUCGGCCAAUGUGUGUUCAAGUGAACAUUCAUAUAUAAAUAUUUAUUUGUUAUAGCCAGUUUAAAAAAGACUUUCUGUUUUGUAUUAUUAUUUAUCCUUCAUGUAUUUAUAUUGAGAAAAAAUACUGUACUUUUUUAGUAUUUACCUGUUAUGAAAGAAAAAAAACAAAGUUGUGUUUCUUCUUGUCCAUUGUACUGAAGUUACAUUUUUUAGUUCUUGUAUUCUAGAAGAAAAAUAAGUAGUUUUUAUGUUCCUAUAAAUGACCCUUGUACAUAAAUGUCUUGGCUUGUACAGGGAAAAAGGCAUGGAUGGGGAUUGGUUACCCAUCCAUGCAUAGUUGAAAAAUUUAAACAAACUAUUAGCUGGAAAAAACAAGUCUUUUGGAGAAAACAACUUCUUUCUUUGUCCUUUGUAGCUCCUUUUCUUUCAUUGUUGAGAGAGUUGUCUGUCGAACAAUUCUUUAAUAAAAAUGUUAUGUUAUUCAGAGUAAUCGUUGAUUUCUUAACAGAAAGUUGACUCAUGGCUU
Molecule: messenger RNA, 6091 nt
Organism: Sphaeramia orbicularis (orbiculate cardinalfish)
Lineage: Eukaryota; Metazoa; Chordata; Actinopteri; Kurtiformes; Apogonidae
Gene: hoxb3a
Product: homeobox B3a
Exons: 4
Coding region: 991-2436 (481 amino acids)
Biological process (GO): regulation of transcription by RNA polymerase II; embryonic skeletal system morphogenesis; anterior/posterior pattern specification
Cellular component (GO): nucleus
Molecular function (GO): RNA polymerase II cis-regulatory region sequence-specific DNA binding; DNA-binding transcription factor activity, RNA polymerase II-specific
Source: RefSeq, a predicted model, not a curated record